AGAGAGAGAAAGAGAAAGAAACAAAGCAACGAACUAAAGCCUAAAAGCAGAGAGAAAGCGAGAGAGGAGAGAGAAAGAGAGCAUAUCAAGGAAGAAGACGAAGAAGAAGAGAGCAACAACGUAACAGUAGUAGCGCUUCUACUGUACACUCCUCGUUCUGCGUGCGCAGCGAACCCUAUUCCAUGUUCUUGAAUCUCAGCAUCCAGCAGUCCUAGCUGAUCAGAUCGAUCGGAGCGAAAAGAGAGAGGAUUACCCCAGGAUCCGAGAUCUAGAGAGAGAAAGAGAAAGGUUUAAGAGGGGGGAAAUAGCUAGGAGCUGAGAGGAUAGAAUGUUCCCCUCCUCCAAUAAGCAGCCCAGCACUGGUGCUGCGAGCUCGAAUGAUCGGCCUAUGUGCGUGCAAGGCGACUCCGGCGGCCUCGUCCUCACCACCGACCCCAAGCCCCGCCUCCGGUGGACCGCCGAGCUCCAUGACCGUUUCGUCGACGCCAUCGCCCAGCUCGGAGGCCCGGACAAGGCAACUCCAAAGACUAUCAUGAGGGUUAUGGGAGUCAAGGGCCUCACCCUCUACCAUCUCAAGAGUCACCUGCAAAAAUUCAGGCUAGGCAAGCAGCACAAGGAGUUUGGGGAUCAUACAGCAAUGGAGAUGCAACGUAACGUGGCUUCUUCUUCAGGCAUGAUGGGAAGAACCAUGAACGACCGAAGCGUGAACGUGAGCGGGAAUGAGGCCCUAAGGAUCCAGAUGGAAGUCCAAAGAAGGCUCCAUGGGGAACUAGAGGUGCAGAAGCACCUCCAGAUGAGGGUUGAAGCCCAGGGGAAGUACAUGCAAUCCAUCGUGGAGAAAGCAUACCAAGCCCUGGGGUCCAGCGACUGCGCCACGUGGCCCGCGGGGUACAGAUCUCUAGGCAGCAACCAGCAGGCCGUCCUUGACAUUGGCGGCUCCACGAGCUUCUCGUCCCUCCAGGACCUGCACUUCUAUGGAGGAAGCAGCAGCCACAUGGACCAGCUGCUGCAGCAGAUGGAGCGGCCGAUGGAUAGCUUCCUGACGUUGGGCGACAGCUUCAUAGGCUCGUCAUCAGCAGACAAGAAGGGCCCUAACCACUGCAUCAGCUCCGGUGGCAAGAGCUCGAUGACGAUGUGGGUCGGCGAGGAGCAGCCGCAGGCGAAGAGCGGCGGCACCGAUCAGCUCCAGAUGGAGGGCGGCAUCGAUGUCAUGGACCCGAUCACCGGCCUGUAUGAGGGUGCCAUGUCGGGCGACUCCAUGGGCAGUAAGGGUUUCGAGGGUUCGAGCUCCAAGCUUGAGAUGAAGUCGCCUCCACAACAAGCAGCACUUUCUGUAGCAAGUCAGAGGGUACGUAUAUAGCCGGCCCAAUGGUUAUAUGGAGCUCACGAAAAUAACUUGUCCUAUAUAUAGCUAGUAUAUGGGUAAAAAGGAUAAAAGUAUUGUGCCAAUUUUGUUGUGAUGAAGGAACCAUCACAUAAAGCUUAUAGACUAGCGCGCGUGAGCUGAGUGCAGUGCAUUAUUAUUUACGGUUAUUAGUGUUAUUAGAUACGAGAUCUUAAGAGAAUCAAUUCAUGCAUGAUAUAUAGCUAGAUAAGGUUGUUUGAGCUCUAAUUAAGGUUACCUGCUAUUCUGAUGAGGAUGGCUUAGGUAACAAUUUAGUUUCCUCCAUCUACUUAGGGUUUUGAGUUCAAGUGAAAGUGCAUUUUAUUGACAGACAUGUUCCUGUAUGUAUAAUGAUGCAUGGUGGAGAAACACGUAGUACCGGGACAUUAUUAACAGAGAGACUUUAUUUCAGAUUUAUAUAUGCACGAAUAAUUGGUUUGUGUAA
Messenger RNA from Panicum virgatum (switchgrass), 1829 nucleotides. Its product is annotated as myb family transcription factor IPN2-like. The record is from RefSeq and is a predicted model, not a curated record. Gene Ontology annotation, molecular function: DNA binding; DNA-binding transcription factor activity. The transcript is spliced from 6 exons. NCBI's taxonomy places the organism in Eukaryota, Viridiplantae, Streptophyta, Magnoliopsida, Poales, Poaceae. The coding region runs from base 329 to 1360 and encodes 343 amino acids.